AUGGCAGAGAAGAAGAAGAGAAAGGUUAUGGAUGUAACAACCAACACUCUAAAGUUAGGUAGGUUUUUGAUGGCUAGAAAGACGAAAAGAAAGGUUUUAUUAGAUCAUAAAACCAAGAAGAAACUAAGGAGGCCAACUAGGGUUAGGAAGAUGGAGAAUAUUAUUCGAGUUCCAGAUGAUGUUAUUAUGAAAAUCCUGGUUCUUCUCCCAGCGAAAUCUCUAAUGAGAUUCAAAUCCGUUUGCAAGCAAUGGAAAACCAUGGUAUCCGAUCCGUGGUUCGCGAAGGCGCAUUAUGAGCAAUCAAAAGGUAUUCCAGAAGCUAGUUGCUUGUGGUUACACUUUAAAACAAAUUCUUCUUCAACUAUAUCACAAGCAAUCUACCCGGCAAAAAGCGUAGACGGAACCUACUCAACUCGACUUCAGACCUACAACUUCGUCCGAGAUUGCUUCCCGUGCUCGAGUAUUGUCAAUGGGAUGCUUUGUUUGUACGAACAAAAAUACAAAGAUUAUCAACUUCACUUCCUAAACCUAACUUCGGGUGAGAUGAUAUCUUUGCCGAAACCUUUAUCUUUACUUGGUAGCUGGUUGAUUCCGAAACAGUGUCGGUUCCAUAUCUUAUGCGAGGAUCACAAGUUUAAGCUCUUGUUCAUUGAACGCGAAUCCAGAAGAUCUCGUGGAGGUAUGAUGAUUUUUGCCUUUGGAACGAAGGAGUGGAGGAAGUUGACUUGCACUCUUGAGAACCUAGGAAAGAAAGCAUUACAUGUUAAUGGAAAAGUAUAUUGGCAGGAUAAGAUCAAGGAUCAGAAUAAUAAUGGUCAAAUGAUUGUGAAGUAUUUCGAUUUUCAUGAGGAAAAUGUAUUUUUACUAGAAACUCCAGAACUAGGAGUGGAUGAACGUUGGGAUUUGGGUGGAAUCGGGAAUGAUGUCGGGCUUGUAUGCCGAAAAAGCUGCAUCCCUUGUGUGUUCAAGAUGUGGAGAUAUGAGUCUGAGAUUCAUCAAUGGAUGAAAUAUGAAGUGAAUCUGGGAAAGGAGUCAAUCUGGAACGUCCAAUUCAUUGGAGGAACUAGCAAAAGUAGUGAAAUCUUAAUCACUGGCCAAAAAUCGCGGUACGAUCGUGCCUUACAGUGUGUAUGUUAUGAUUUUGAGACAAGAAAAUGCAGUAGACCUCCCUUUGAAAUUUUCUACCCUGAGAGUAGUAGGCUAUGUUAUCAUGAUUGUGGCAGACCAGUUAGUUAUCAUAUAGAAAACAUUCUUCCUUUGGAAUCUUUGGGCAAAAGAAAAAAAUUGGAGGAAUAUGCUGAAAAAGCUAUAAAGAAGAGAAGAGUAUUAUGGUAA
This is a messenger RNA of Oldenlandia corymbosa var. corymbosa, 1335 nucleotides long. The record is from the annotation of a GenBank genome assembly. NCBI's taxonomy places the organism in Eukaryota, Viridiplantae, Streptophyta, Magnoliopsida, Gentianales, Rubiaceae.